Molecule: messenger RNA, 6378 nt
Organism: Cheilinus undulatus (humphead wrasse)
Lineage: Eukaryota; Metazoa; Chordata; Actinopteri; Labriformes; Labridae
Product: LIM and calponin homology domains-containing protein 1-like
Exons: 29
Coding region: 477-4400 (1307 amino acids)
Biological process (GO): regulation of focal adhesion assembly; positive regulation of stress fiber assembly
Cellular component (GO): stress fiber
Molecular function (GO): myosin II head/neck binding
Source: RefSeq, a predicted model, not a curated record
CCGGUUGCCGGUGGUGUAGUGUACUCGGUACAGUGCGUUCAAAAUAAUGUUGCAACCAAAACAGACGAGACAAUCAGAGUACAACUAUGGAAUAGUUUAUAGUUAAGUUGGAUUUAAAUAUCCCUGAGCUCUUUUGUAGGUGGAAACGUUUUAAAGUCGGCAUUAUGUUAAGAUAACGGCUAUGAAGCUUUGCCUGACUGUCCACUAGCGAUUUUGAGGGACGGUAGUUUCUAAAGCUAGUUUCCCUAAAACUCUGUACCUCGGUCACGUUGAACAUUAAACUCCCAACAGGAGCGAUACCGGAGAGCAGUAACUGGUUCGUUCGCCUCGCCGGUGCUGCUGCAACACCCAGAACUGACGGAGGAGAACCAGCAGACCGACACGGCCUACGACUAAUCCUGGUGGAAUAACACGCCACUGAACUGUUUUACACAAGUCUGUGGCUUUAAUACUUGGAGAGCAGAGCCUCUUCGCCAAUGGCAAGUCCGGUUGCAGACAUCGGACCGUCUCAUCAGCAUCACCCUGUGACCGAGUCCGCCGCAGACUCUGCGUUUCAGGAGGCACAGAAAUGGAUAGAGGCUGUGACAGGAAGAUGCUUUGGUGACAAGGACUUCAGAGGAGGUUUGGAGAACGGGAUACUCCUAUGCGAGUUGCUGAGCUCUAUUAAACCAGGCCUUGUGAAGAAAAUUAACAGACUUCCAACACCUAUUGCUGGCCUGGACAACCUCAGUGUGUUUCUGCGAGGCUGUGAGGAGUUGGGACUGAAAGGCUCUCAGCUGUUUGACCCUGGAGACCUGCAGGACACAUCGACACGCCCCACUGCAAAGGGAAGUGACUGCAGCCGAAAGCUCAAGAAUGUUUUAAUCACCAUCUAUUGGUUGGGUCGAGCUGCUAACAGCUGUACCUCCUACAACGGGCCCACACUGGACCUGAAAGAGUUCGAGGGCCUGCUGUCACAGAUGCGAAAGGAGGCAGAGGAGGCAGAGAGCCCUAAACGUAGCAUUCGGGACAGUGGCUACAUCGACUGCUGGGACUCAGAACGCAGUGACUCUCUCUCCCCACCACGGCACGGCCGCGAGGACUCGUUCGACAGCCUGGACUCCUUCGGCUCACGCUCACGACAGACUCCGUCGCCGGACGUCCUGGUCCCCCGUGGCAGCAGUGAUGGCCGCGGCAGCGACUCAGAGUCCGACGGCCCCCCCCACCGGAAGAUGCCAGACGUCAGAAAAGACGACAUGUUGGCACGGCGGACUUCCAUUAGCGAGCCGCGCACUGCUAUGCCCUUUAACCAGUACCUGCCUAACAAAAGCAACCAGAGUGGAUAUGUGCCCACGCCACUUCGCAAGAAGAGGAACGACAAAGAGGAGGGAGGACGCAAGAGCUGGAGUACCGCUACUUCACCUGUAGGAGGAGAGAGACCAUUCAGUCUACAUGUUAUCCCUAGCAUAGACGCCCCACCUGGAGAAUCCCCCACCCUGUCCCCUACCUCGCCUCUUAAACCUCAGGUACAGAUUCAGAGGGAGAUCCAGUCUGUAAAGGAUGAUGAGAGGGGCGAUCGACCUGCUUCCCCACCUUGCAUUGAGAUCCAUGCAGCAGGUGGGAGGAGGAGCAGUGAGCCGCUGCCCUAUAGCCUCCCCCAGCCCCAUGCAGAGCCCCCAAAGGAGACACACCAGAUGGUCACCUCUGAGCAAAGUACUCCAGCCCGCUCUUGCUCCGAGGAAUUCUUCAACCAGUCAACGACUUUAGCAGGAAACGCAGCAAGCCCCGUCACCACGACCAGGAAACAUCCACCUGUGAAAGAAGACAUCUCUUCCCUGUCAAGUGCAGAUGUGGAACUGGAAGCGCUGACCUCUCCUAAAAACAUCACCACCUCCAGCCUCUCUAACUUCCUUCCUGUGCCCGCUGCCAUGGCAACUGCUUCAACAGCAACAACAGAGGCAGGCAGACGGAAGGGGAGGGCACUGAGUGAGAGUGAUGACCAGCAAGGAUCUUGGUUGGACAGUGAUCUUCCAGCAACAUUCAACAUCACACAUAGUGUGUCAGAUGACCCACAGAGCGUGAGUAUGAUCGACAUGCGUGGUGAGGAAGAUGCCCUCAUGCAGCCCCACAGUCAGGUUCGACAUGAGCUGAUGCACAACCAGUACAACAAGAUGAAGGAAGAGGAGGAUCACUGGCAGGAUGACCUGGCCCGAUGGAAAAGCAGGAGGAGGAGUAUAUCCCAAGACCUCAUUAAGAAGGAGGAGGAAAGGAAGAUGAUGGAGCGGCUGAUGUCAGGAGACACCUGUAUCUCUGAGAGGAGGAGGAGCAUCAAGACCUACAGGGAGAUAGUCGAGGACAAGGAGCGCCGUGAGGAGGAGCUGCGUAACGCCUACAGAAAAGCAAAAACCCCAGAGGAGGCUUCAGCCAUCCUCCAACGUUAUGCCCAGCGUUUCUCCAUCAGUGAAGCAGUGCUGGAACGCUUACAGCUGCCAAAGCUGCUGGACCGCAGCAUAUCCGCUGAUCCCUCCUAUCCCUGCUCACCCUUCCCUCUCUCCCUGUCCCCUUCCCCAUCGACCCCAGACCCCUUCGACAUGGACCCUAAUGGGCCAAUGAAAUAUCUGCGCCAGCAGUCUGCCCCAGCUCCAAAGUUCACGUCUACACUGGAGGCACGAGUCGAGGAGUUUCCCAAAGACUCCUCACACCAGCGGCCUCAGAUUCGAUCUCGCUCAUCUGAGCCGCCAUCCACCAGAGUUCUGUCGCCAAAACCGGUGCCUUUGCUGACGCCUAAGCCUUACUUCCAGUCCCGACCCACAACAACUGAACCAUGCAAGGCGGAUGGUUUGCUUCGAGUCAACGGCGACAUAGGAAGUGCUCCAACCUCACCUGAAAGUCAAGGAAGGGAAUCUCCUCCACAUUUCCAGGCAUCAACUUCCAAUACCAGCAGCAGCCCUGUAGACGCUCCCUCAUCAGCAGCUGCCACAACGAACAGUUCGCCUGCCUCAACAGGAGAAAGCCUGGUGUCAACAAAAGAGGCCCAAAGUGGAUCAAAGACAGCCUCUAAGGAUGUCAGAGAAGAAAAAGUUAUUGAGCACUCAUCACCCAGUCGGCCGACCUCGCUUCCAUCGGAGCUGCAGAAGCCAGAGGAAGCUUUUGGGAGGACUGAAAGUCAGUCUCAGUCAGAGAAAUCUAAUGCAGCUGCUCAGCAGAAGGCCCGUGCAGAAGUCAAAAAAGAACAAACUAAAACAGAACGUUCUGGUCAAAACAUCCCAAGCCUUGUCCAGCCAGAAGUCAGCAAACAGCAAAGUCAGACAGUCACUUUACAGGCAAGUGCUCCCAGUCAUCAAGAGUCAUCUCAGAGGAGAGAGGAUUUACCAAGCUUGGCUGCACCGGGAUCAUUUGUAUAUCACCCACCAAAGGAAACAGCAGCAGAAGGGACGGAGAAGGAUUGCCGUGGAAACGUGUCAGUGCCGGUGUUGCCCCAGGCCAGGCGGGGUGACCGCUGGUCUUGGGACCCGGAUGAGGAGCGAAAGCGUCAGGAAAGGUGGCAGCAAGAGCAGGAGCGCAUGCUGCAGGAAAAGUACCGGCGUGAGCAGGAGAAGCUGAAGGAGGAGUGGGAGAAAGCACAGAAGGAGGUGGCAGAGGAGGAAAGGAAAUAUCACGAGGAGGAGCGGAGGAUACUGGAGGAAACGGUGACCCCUCUGACUCCCCGCUCCUCGGCGCUGCCCUCCCCAAGCAGAGGCGAGCUCUCCUCCAGCUCGGCCCCCCAGGACACCAUCGUCCGCUCUCUGGCUGACUGGGAACGCAAGCAGGAGCUGCUAGAGAGGCAGUCGAAGGCGAGCACAGAGAGUGUGGAAUGGAGAAGGCGAGAAAACGACAGGACCAGUGACAUCAGCACUGCUGACGAAAGCAUGAAAACAGCCAGAAGCUCGGUGAGUCAGAGCAUCAGUCAGCCAGAAACAUUCGGUCACACCCUGCAGAAUGGCCAAAAACUUCCCCAGAUGUCUGCCAAAACUUCAACUCCUGUGAAGAAACAACAACAGCCAACAGCAGAUAUCAGCAAGCCUGGUCGACCUGCAGGAGACAGGAGGAUUGGUCCCAUUGAUAAUAACAAGGGACGCAGCUCAUCCAAACCCCCCGCUGCAUGUCCACCACCCUCAGACACACUGCCUCCAGCACCCAACAGGUCUGUCAGUGGGAAGAAGCUUUGCUCCAGCUGUGGACAGCCAUUAGGAAAAGGGGCAGCCAUGAUUAUUGAGACCCUCAGCCUUUACUUCCACAUUCAUUGCUUUAAGUGUGGAGUGUGUAAGGGACAGUUAGGUGACACGACCACGGGGACAGACGUCCGGAUCAGAAACGGCCUCCUUAACUGCCACCAGUGCUACAUCCGCUCCCGCUCGGCCGGACAGCCAACCACGUUGUGACCCUGGACAGAAAGCACAAGAUUCACAGAUGAAUCCCCCAUCUCUUUUUAAACCGAUUAUCUGCAAAUCAUGUCCUUCACAGCGUGUCGGGAUCUUUGCAUCCUCUGCAGUUCUAUAAACAAUGAAGAUUCAUCAUGGUGGGGGGCAGACAGGGAUCCGGGGAUGGUCUUGAGAAAAAAAAUAUCUGUUCUUCGUGUUUAUGUCAUCUGAGACGUGAGUGAAAUCUGGAUUUGAUUGGUCCAAGCACCACCACAGACUCUGUUUCAUCAUGAUGCAAGAGAGAGAGAGGGAGGGAGACUGUUCUGGGGCGGCGGCCAUGUUGAAAAGAAAACACGAUAACUGUUACAGAUGCAUCAAACACAGGUGUAGAGUAAACACAGAGAGAGACAAAGUGUUCAGGUCUCAGUUAAGUAGAAUCAGAUUCUAUUUUCCUGGUUGGAGCCAAUAUUCACCAUUUAAUUCCAUCUAAUGGAAAUGCAGUAUAUCAAAGGAGUCACUUUUUUAUCAUCAAAGAAAGAUUUUAUUAUGUAGUGAUCAAAAUAACUGGAGUAAAAACUGAAGAGGUGGUGAGGCAGCUCAGACAGGAUUUUUUAUUUUCUAUCAGCAGGCUGGAAUGAAAAAUACAAAUGAUACGCCCCUUAUAGAAGUACUUAAUAAAAACACAGAAACUUCAUUUAUAAAGUGCAAUAAAGGUCACUAUAAAUCCUCUAGAUUCAAAGAUAUAAUAUUUACAGUAAUCCAUAUUAUUUGCUCCUUUUGCCCUCACAGUGACCUCGUGUGUCUCUUCUUCUGUGCUCUUUAAUAAAAUUAGCUUCUUAUAUAAACAUAUUAUGGAUGUAGUUACAUCUUUAGGGCAAUAACUCGACUUGAGAGCUGUGUCUGUGAUUUUCGGGUCACAGCAGGUUGCUCCUCGGUCAGCUCGGAGAGUCAGGACUUCAAUGUGCCUUAGAGAAAAAGCAAGGUGAUGCAGGAAAUAAAAACACCAGCUGUUUGGUGUUUUUAUUUCUCCUUUCUUCUUUUAUUUUCUUGAGGGUGUAGGGAGGGAUUUUGGCCAAAUUUGAACUCUUAAACUGCAGACUGCAGCCCUCCCGUACAUCAUGCUUUACUUCAGUUGAUAUGUACUGUUUUAUUUUAUGUAAACAUCUCUUAAUUUCCCCUGCCGAUGAUUCUUCAGUGAUUUGCAGUGAUACAAACAAGCAGUUCAAAGAUACACAUUUGUUUUCUAUCCUAUAAAAUCCACAGUAUAGUAUGUAAAGCAGGUGGGAACCAUUGAAUUAAUUUUGAAUGUCUUAUUCUAGAGCGAUAUAGAUGCUGUAUGAUAUUAAUUGAGGUAAUUUUGAUAAUUUCUCAUGGUAGGAUUCAUUUAUAAAACCUUUAAAAGAAUAUCACCAGUACAUGUUAAAUAUUAGAGAAGCCGCAGAGGUAAAAUGAUCAAACAUACCAGCAGCAGCUGCACCAGUGCAAUAUUUGGUUUGAUAAAAUUGAAAGAUCUGUGCCGCCAGCUGCACAUUUGAAAUCACUUUUUUUUUUCUUUCCUUUUUGAACUUGUAAGAGAAGAGCUCGGUUAUGUAUCGUGGAUGUUUAAGAAAAUGCACGUUUAAGCCUAAAACCAAAUGAUUUGCUGUAUGAAAGCAAACUAGCAGCCUCCUCCUUUAGCGAUGCUUCACCUCCGGGUUCAUCUCUCUCUGAUCCACAGUAUUUUUAAGCUUCUGUUCUGAUUGUGUAUUUUUAUUUUUUAUCCUCAUUUAGUUCAUAAAUAAAUCUCAUCUGAGUCUCUUAUAGCGGGAUCUUUGAGACAGAGCUCUAUAUCCAGACGGUCUUCUUAACAGGAUAGUUGGGGAAUGAAACCUUUUAUGUCUGUUCUGUAUUUAUUGUAAUAUUCACCUGAACACUAUCCGAUUAUAGGUUAAUUUGAUGUUUAAAUGCAAUGGCAUUUAUAGCAUACUGUAUGUUUAUAAAUAAAAUGUUAUACGUUUAA